Eurytemora carolleeae is the source of this 1677-nucleotide messenger RNA. Its product is annotated as persulfide dioxygenase ETHE1, mitochondrial. The transcript has 8 exons. Lineage: Eukaryota; Metazoa; Arthropoda; Copepoda; Calanoida; Temoridae. Gene Ontology annotation, biological process: glutathione metabolic process; hydrogen sulfide metabolic process. Gene Ontology annotation, molecular function: sulfur dioxygenase activity. The record is from RefSeq and is a predicted model, not a curated record. Bases 41 to 766 code for a protein of 241 amino acids.
AAACGAGUAUUAAUUUCACCUCCAAAAUUUGCAGUACAUAAUGCUGUGUAGUGCGUUGUACAGGUGUUCAACCAUCGGACGGUCGAACGUAUGUACAUCUAGGUUUCUCAGUCGAGCAAUAAGUUCCAACAUGUUCGACAAUCUGAUGCUGAGACAACUUUUCGACAAUGAAUCCUCGACUUAUUCUUAUCUACUCGUCGACAAACCGUCCAGGGAAGCUAUUCUGAUCGAUCCAGUGAUAGAGAAAUCUGAGAGAGAUGCUAAACUUGUUGAGGAACUGGAUCUUAAACUUAAGAAAGCUGAAGCUCAAGCUGAUCUUCUCCUGGGUCAUGGAGAGAAGUUGAAGUUUGGAGAACAAGAACUAGAGAUAGCUGAAACUCCAGGACAUACUGCAGGUUGUGUGACUUAUAUUCAUCACGGAGCAGGAUGUGCCUUCACCGGAGAUGCUCUUUUGAUCAGAGGAUGCGGAAGGACGGACUUCCAGGGUGGUAGUGCUGAGACCCUGUACAGCUCUGUGUGGAACAAUAUUCUCUCUCUCCCAGACUCCUACAAUCUCUACCCUGCUCACGAUUACAAAGGACAAACCGUUACAACCGUUGGUGAAGAGAAAAAGUUUAAUCCAAGGCUUACCAAGACUGUUGAUGAGUUCGUGAAGAUAAUGGGGGAUCUAAACCUACCAUAUCCCAAGAAGAUUGAUGAAAGUCUACCAGCCAAUCUAGUCUGCGGUUUGCAUAAUCUUCCAGAGAGGAUGAACGGAUGGGUUUAAAUCUUAACAUUUUAGAGAGAAUGAAGGAAAAGGUUUAAACCUGGAAAAGGGGGGGGAGAAUUAACUUUUUAUUUUCUAAAUUGUCUGAUUUUCUUGUAACAUGUUAAUUUUCUCCAAUAAUUUGAGAAAUGUUCUAUUCUACUAAAUGCUUACACUGUAUCAGUGUUAAUUCCAUUCGGGUGCCUGAUAAGGGCAUACUUACUACAGGGUGUCCCAAUAAACAUGGAAAUUGAGCGAAUACAUGGUGUCCCAAUAAAUGUGGAAAUUGAGCGACGAUUUUGAAAUCGUCGGUUUAUAUUAAUUUUAUUUAGUAUAGUGUUUCCUCACUGAGUAAGGUGUAUUCCGUAGGAAUUUCGUCUGCUAGAGUUUAGAAUUUGUUUGUUUUUGUUCCACUUGGUUCAUCACAUGGUUGUACGGAGUAAAUCAAGAAAAUUCCUGUCAACAAAGUAAACUUUUCCGUCUUCACUGUUUAUCUUGCCGAGACAGUACAGUACAUGCACAAUAUUUACCGUUUCAUAAAGUAAUCUCUAGCACACAUUAUAGUUAUUAUAGACAUAUAUGUUUGGACUUUUGAAAUUAAGUAUUUAUUACACUACUACUUCCUAGCAUCGUAUUCGUCCCUCAAUUCCCGUGUUUAUUGGGACACCCUGUAUUUUUAAUAGGAAGAUCACUUCUUAUUUGAAAAUGAGUUUUUAUCAAAUUAUAUUUAAACUGCACACUGAACACUGUAGUGCACAUAGUAAACUGUUAUUUAAACACAGUAAUGUAUAGUGUAUACCUUGCCGGCCUUUUUCCCUGUGAAAUCUGUAUUUAAACCAGUGAUUUAUUUAGCACAUCAAAUCUACAACGUAACCUUUUAAAUUUAUCUUUUAAGAACUUGUUUUUUCGGAAAAUAUAUAUUAUUUAUUUAU